Messenger RNA from Aspergillus glaucus CBS 516.65, 478 nucleotides. RefSeq lists its product as uncharacterized. The transcript is spliced from 2 exons. The record is from RefSeq and is a predicted model, not a curated record. The coding region runs from base 1 to 354 and encodes 117 amino acids. Lineage: Eukaryota; Fungi; Ascomycota; Eurotiomycetes; Eurotiales; Aspergillaceae.
AUGCCUCACACUCAUAACACCCUCGGUAAUGAUGAGUGGUUGCUCAAGGGCAACAGCCUGUGGAGUGAGAAUGGCGUCUACGAGUUCAGAAUGCAGCAAGACGGCAAAAUUGUCGUGUACGAGAACGGCAACCCAAAGUGGCAGAACACCAAACAGCAGCGCUCCGACGUGAAGGGUGUCAGAAUGCAGGCAGAUGGCAACCUGGUCAUCUACACCGACAAUAAUGAAGCUGUCUGGCACUCUAACACCGCCCCCAAGAAUGACGUUGUCCUUAUCAUCCAGAAUGACGGCAAUCUCGUUCUUUAUGAGGGCAACCCAGUCUGGGCCACUUCGACCACCCCCUCCGCUCAGUAAAAUCUCACCGAGAGACAGACGCUGGAAGUUGAGUAUUGAAGUGGAAGAUGGCAUGAGGAAGCUGGAAUCAAGGCAGUGAAGGUCUAGAUUGACAAAUUGUAGAUAAAUAUUUACCUUGGCCACU